Volvox carteri f. nagariensis is the source of this 423-nucleotide messenger RNA. RefSeq lists its product as uncharacterized. The transcript has a single exon. Gene Ontology annotation, molecular function: U6 snRNA binding. The coding region runs from base 1 to 423 and encodes 140 amino acids. Gene Ontology annotation, cellular component: U6 snRNP; spliceosomal tri-snRNP complex; P-body. The record is from RefSeq and is a predicted model, not a curated record. Gene Ontology annotation, biological process: P-body assembly; mRNA splicing, via spliceosome; spliceosomal snRNP assembly. Lineage: Eukaryota; Viridiplantae; Chlorophyta; Chlorophyceae; Chlamydomonadales; Volvocaceae.
AUGCUUCCACUAUCGCUGCUGAAGACAGCACAACGUCAUGCCGUCCUAGUAGAGCUGAAGAACGGCGAGACAUACAACGGCUAUCUACAGCAGUGCGAUACAUGGAUGAACUUGCACUUGUCAGAGGUGAUCUGCACAUCGAAAGAUGGACAGCGUUUCUUCAAGAUGCCGGAGGCUUACAUUAGGGGCAACACGAUUAAGUACAUCAGCGUUCCAGAGGAGGUUAUUGGCAAGGUUCAAGAGGAGAACUUGAAGCGCGACGAAAAACGCCCGGCGGGUGGCGGCCGCGGCAAGGGUGGACGUGGCUGGGCAGUUGGCGGGCGAGGUGAAGGAGCUGGAGGCGGAGGGCGUGGCAGAGGCGAGGGGGGCCGUGGUCGAGGCGAGGGGGGUCGCGGCCGAGCGGGUGGGCGAGGAAGGGGUUGA